Messenger RNA from Aspergillus tanneri, 879 nucleotides. RefSeq names its product NADPH oxidase family protein. The transcript has 3 exons. NCBI's taxonomy places the organism in Eukaryota, Fungi, Ascomycota, Eurotiomycetes, Eurotiales, Aspergillaceae. Gene Ontology annotation, cellular component: plasma membrane. The coding region runs from base 1 to 879 and encodes 292 amino acids. The record is from RefSeq and is a predicted model, not a curated record. Gene Ontology annotation, biological process: intracellular iron ion homeostasis; copper ion import; iron ion transport. Gene Ontology annotation, molecular function: ferric-chelate reductase activity.
AUGCAGUUGUCGACAUUUUUGUAUCGUAACGGCAUUCUGCCCCCUCGACCGUCCCCGCGUGCGUCGGUUGUAACCAGGAAACAGUCAAAAUCUGAAAGCGAUUCCGUCGGAGCACCCAUCAAAAUCCGGGUUGUCCUCUCGCGGCCGCUGAGGGUGAAAGCUGGACAGUAUAUAAACCUUUGGAUACCAUCAGUAAGUCUUUGGUCCUGGGUGCAAACUCAUCCUUUUAUGGUCACUUCUUGGGCACCAGUGGAGCAGGAUAUUUUGGAACUCUUUGUGCAGACUCGUCAUGGCCUUACAAAAAGAUUACACGCACUUGCAGCUCUAGAAGGGAGUGCUUCAUUCUCAACAUUUAUCACCGGUCCGCAUGGUAGCAGUGAGCCCGUCAGUCAGUACGAGAGUGUAUUAGUGAUUGCCAGUGACUUUGGUAUUGCUGGCACUGUUUCUUAUAUAAAGCAGCUUGUUUAUCGCUAUAACACAACCACAUCACAGGUUCUUCGUGUGCAUUUGGUGUGGCAAGUGCAAACACUUGACAUCGCAAUUGCUGCCCAGCCAUUUUUGAACAGUCUCCUGGAUGAAGAUAUCCCUGAUGAUGAUACCAGUCACGCGCGCGAGAGAGAAACGUCCGGCAAGCGCCGUCGCCAACAUGUGCUUGAGAUGUCUUUCUAUCUCCAAUCCAAAGAGGACAAAAAAAAUGAGAAGCUUUUUGGAAAGCACAACCGUGCGACUGUCCACCGUGGUAUGCCGAAUUAUGAAGAGAUCAUAUCGGCAGAGGUUUCUGGGGACCACAUUGCAAAGCUCUCCAGUACACGGGAGGAGCGGGGUGAGAUGCUGAUAAUGGGUGAGUAUAUUGUUAUGCGCAAUCCGUACCCUCGCUAA